Molecule: messenger RNA, 1962 nt
Organism: Psylliodes chrysocephalus
Lineage: Eukaryota; Metazoa; Arthropoda; Insecta; Coleoptera; Chrysomelidae
Source: the annotation of a GenBank genome assembly
AUGGGGGGAGACGAGUCAUUACAGAGGGCAAACCUCAAGGAAGGAACAUCAUCAGAAGAGCAAAACGAAACAAUAGAGUGCAAGGAAGGAGUAGCCCCGGUUCCUUUAAAAGAGCGUCAGUUUCUCGAAGAUCAAAGAACGUCCCGAAAAAUGAUGAUGGGCUCUGUAGAUUAUAAAGCAGUUCGUCAACAGAAAAAAAUUGAAUGUAGAAAAUACGCAGAAGAAAUUAGAAAGAAUGAAGCAACAGUCGUUCAAAAACAAAAUUCCGUGUUAGGACUAAAAAAAAUUUCGAAGACAGUAAUAUUUCUUCUGAUGAGUUCAGAAACAAUUAAUAAAAUGAAAAUUCCUGUGCUCGCCGAAAUACUUGACCGUUAUGCCAUUUCCGAUAGAGCUGGUGCUGCCAUAGCUUCGGCAGUACUUCAAGACUAUGGUUUAGUAAGUGACAGAUCUAGUGAGAAUGUUAUUGACCGUCAUAAAAUAAGAAAGGCAAGACAGAAAAAUAGAAAUAACUUACAAACAGUUUCCAAUUCAAUAUUAAAACGAGGGCUUUAUUUCGAUGGACGGAAAUAUAAAACGCUUACAUAUUCAGAAAACAGGAAAAGAAUGGUAACGGAAGAACAUGUCGUUUUAAUAGAAGAGCCGGACUCGAAAUAUAUUGGUCACAUAUCCCCGAAAUCUGGAAGUGCUUUAAGUAUUUUAAAUGCUAUUACAGAGUUUUUCGAAAAACAGUCAAAUGCUUUAGAUUGUUUAGAAGUUAUUGGGUGUGACGGAACAAAUACUAAUAUUGGGAAUAAAAAUGGCGUAAUUACCAAAUUAGAGCGAAACCUAAAACGACCUCUUCAAUGGUUUGUAUGUAUGUUGCAUGCAAACGAGCUUCCGUUGCGACAUCUUUUGCAACAUCUCGAUGGAGAAACCACUGGUCCCAGAGCGUUUGGAGGUUCAAUUGGAAAAAGUUUAAGCAGCUGUGAAAAAUUGCCAAUCGUAGAGUUUUCCAAAAUAAAUGGUGAAUUGCCAGUAAUUUCAGAAGCAGAACUGAGUACGGAUCAAAAGGUGCAAAACACCUUUUUAAGAUGGUUCAAUUUACCAGAAGACUUGAAAUGUCUAGUCCAUAAAGUAAUAAACCGAAACAGGUAUUUCGGCCAUCCUGAAAAUGUAUUGCUUUGUAUGUUAUUUGAUGAACGCCUACAUAUACGAAGGCUAGCAUAUCUGAAGAUUAUGAAAGCUAGAGCCAGCGAAGCUCCUGAAAAUGAAAUUCGUUAUUUUUCUAUUCCUUCUUUUAAUUUUGAUGCUAAAGAUUACUACGAAUUAGUCGACUGGCAAAACGUAGUUUGGAGUGAACCACCCAUUACCACUAAGCUGACAAAAGAAGACUUAGAAGAAGUUGUGCAAUAUCCAGAAUCUUCAGCAAUAAGCUAUGUUAGGAAUUAUCCUUGUCAUUCACAAGCAGUAGAACGAGCAGUUAAAUGUGGUAACCGAGGCAGCUGUUACUGUUUGUGGUUACGAAAGAAGAGACGGGGUAAUUCGAAGUAAAUUACACUCCAGAACUCUAAUGCCGAAAUUUGAAACAAAAAAAGAUUUUAAAAUCAAAUAAUUUCUAUUUUAUGUUUUAUCGUUUAUUUUGUGAAUUUAAAUAAAUGUUUUGCAAAUACAAUUUCAGUUUUUAUUUAAAAAAGUCUAUGUUUUUCACCAACAAAAUAUUCGAGUCUUGGAGUACUACUGUAGUUGGAUUUUUUAAAGAAGUACCCAUUUUAGGUGUACUGGGGUGGAAAGGAUCGAUAUAUGAUUUGAAAAAAAAAUGGAAAAUUUAUGGCAUUAGGAAAAAUCUUUCCAUAGUACGGACAAUGCAGUUUAAAAAAAAAUAUUUUUUUUUUGAGUUUGUGGCGGUGGAAGGAGUCGACUUAUAAUUCGGAAAAAAUACGGAUAACUAACUUAUGGCAAUAUGAUAAGACUUUUCAGUAUACG